UGUUACGGCGCAUGUGCAGGUUUGACAGCUAAACGAGCGGAGCUUUAACUGCACGGACAGCUGAUGUCAGUCAGCGGUUAAGUGUUUCGUUUUUCUUUAGAUUCUUGGAGUCAAAAAAGACUGUCCUGGUUAAUUACGUGUCUUGUUGAAGAGAUAUGGACGCCAUUUACGCAUAAAAGUAUGGCGAUAGUACGUACGUGCGUUGAAAAGUCGUCGUUUUGCGGAGUUAGCGAGCUAGCCGGCUAGGCUAGGCUAUGCUAAAUUAGUUUGUAUCCUUGUGAGCCUGGAACGACGAAAGAACGUGUUGACAGCCAUGGGGAUACUAUUCACAAAACUAUGGAGGCUUUUUAAUCACCAAGAGCACAAAGUUAUUAUUGUUGGCCUGGACAAUGCUGGCAAGACCACAAUUCUUUAUCAGUUUUCUAUGAACGAGGUGGUGCACACUUCUCCCACGAUUGGCAGCAAUGUGGAGGAGAUUGUCGUGAACAAUACUCAUUUCCUUAUGUGGGACAUCGGAGGUCAGGAGUCUCUGAGGUCCUCAUGGAAUACGUAUUACACAAACACAGAGUUUGUAAUCGUGGUGGUGGACAGCACAGACAGAGAAAGGAUCUCUGUGACCAAGGAGGAACUCUAUAGGAUGUUGGCACACGAAGAUUUAAGAAAGGCAGGACUUUUGGUUUUUGCCAACAAACAGGACGUGAAAGGCUGCAUGUCUGUAGCUGAGAUUUCACAAAGCCUUCAACUUACCUCUGUUAAAGACCACCAGUGGCACAUUCAGGCCUGCUGUGCCCUGACUGGGGAGGGGUUGUGCCAGGGUCUGGAGUGGAUGAUGUCACGAUUACGUGUGAGAUGAUGACCUUUGGCUUUGACCAGAAGUGGCCCUCCAAGUUCUCUCUUUUUCCCCCUCUAUAUUUGCCUCCACCUACGAACUUGAAAUUGGGAAAACGUUUGGGUGAAGCCAGUGGACAUUACCCGUUAAUCUGUCCUAGAAGGGCAACUGAUGGGUAUUUUCUUCAGUGAUAAUUUAUUUUACAAAUGUGACUUUUGAGCAACACAAAACAAUGUGACCUUUUAGGAGGACAUGGAAGUGAAAGAGACUCUUUAUUUAAAACAAAUUCCUGCACGGUUUCCUUUUGACAAAAAAAAACAAAACAAAACAAAACACACGGGGCAGUGUUGACCUGCGAUUUGUGUUUGACCUGGAUAUACAUGGACUUACUCUUCAGCUGUAUGAGAAUCUGCCCAUUGUGGCCUUUCAGUAUUGCCGGACUGGCUGUGGCAAUUGUUAUUGCCCCCUCUCCUGUAUGUACGGUACAGUAUUCUCUUUUAACGGUGCCUACAGCUGAACGUUCAAGCCGCAAAGGCUGAUGGCGACUGAAACAUGCAGUACAGAGGGACAAAUCACAAUGACCCUCUGCCCAUCAGUUUCUGUAAAUAAUCAGUGAAAAUAAAAGUGUUUUUAUCUGUUUCAGGGGAA
Cynoglossus semilaevis (tongue sole) is the source of this 1477-nucleotide messenger RNA. RefSeq names its product ADP-ribosylation factor-like 5A (gene arl5a). Gene Ontology annotation, molecular function: GTPase activity; GTP binding. NCBI's taxonomy places the organism in Eukaryota, Metazoa, Chordata, Actinopteri, Pleuronectiformes, Cynoglossidae. The transcript is spliced from 6 exons. The record is from RefSeq and is a predicted model, not a curated record. The coding region runs from base 314 to 853 and encodes 179 amino acids.